UUAGAAAAUUCUCCUUACCACAUAAUCUCCGAAAUGGGGUUAAAAGUCAAAAUGCAAGAUUCAGGCCGAACAAAAAGGAGAGGAUCUGUAAAAAGAAACUUCUAUUCUACUUUUCGAUCGAAAGAAAGAAAAAAAUGGGUUCACCUGGUAAUCUACAGCUCCUUCAUCCUCGACAACUCUCAAUUCAACAACGUUGCUCAAUCUCAUUCUCAUUUCGAGCAACACGGACAACACCUUCCAAUUUUUUCUCUCUCCUCCCUACAAAAUGCAGUGCCUCUGUUUCAGGUUCAUGUUCUCUUACUUUAGGGUUCGAUACUACGAAAUUUGGGAGCUCCCGUAACGUGGUGGUUAAAUGUGUACCAGAACAGUCUUCUGAAUUAGAAUCCAUUGUUGUUCCUCAGGAGGCCGAGACCAAAGUGGGAAUAUCUGAAAUCUUGAGUAAAGCAAAUUCUUUUUUGCCACAUAUUGUCCUUGCGAGUACGCUGCUGGCUCUUGCUUAUCCUCCUUCUUUCACAUGGUUUACCAGCAGGUACUAUGCACCAGCACUGGGAUUUUUGAUGUUUGCAGUUGGACUGAAUUCAAGCGAGAAGGAUUUUCUUGAAGCGUUCAAAAGACCAACUGCCAUCUUUGCUGGCUAUAUUGGGCAAUUUGCUGUCAAGCCUCUGCUUGGACUUAUUUUUGGCACUAUUGCUGUAACAGUUUUUGGUCUCCCAACUCCUGCUGGUGCUGGGAUCAUGUUGACAUCUUGCGUCAGUGGCGCCCAACUCUCAAAUUAUGCGACUUUCUUAACAGACCCUCAAAUGGCCCCUUUAAGCAUCGUUAUGACUUCAUUGUCUACAGCCUCGGCAACGUUUGUGACACCCCUUCUAUCGCUGCUUCUUAUUGGAAAAAGAUUACCUGUUGAUGUUAAAGGAAUGAUGACUAGCAUAAUGCAGAUUGUAGUAGUCCCUAUUGCCAGUGGCUUGCUUCUUAAUAGGCUGUUUCCCGAGGUCUGCAAGGCAAUAAGGCCUUUUCUCCCUCCGCUAUCAGUAUUUGUAACAUCGCUUUGUGUUGGUGCACCUCUCGCCAUCAAUAUAAAUGCUGUUAUGUCACCUUUUGGAUUGAUCAUCCUUUUACUUGUAAUCAUGUUUCAUCUGUCUGCGUUUAUUGCUGGUUACUUGAUGUCUGGCUUGGUAUUUCAUGACGCACCCGACGCAAAAGCUCUCCAAAGAACACUUUCCUAUGAGACAGGCAUGCAAAGCAGUCUUCUCGGUCUGGCACUUGCUAACCGGUUUUUUGAGGAUCCUGUUGUGGGAGUUCCUCCUGCUAUUUCUACAGUUAUUAUGUCUUUGAUGGGGUUCUCGCUUGUUAUGUUGUGGGCUAAGAAGAAGAAAUAAGGAUUUCAUAAACAAGGAACGUCUGAGUUCUCUGACAGAACUGGAGAAUGCAUAUCAACAGUAGGAAUUAACAGGGUUUAUAAUGAAGAUGAGGCCGACGCUGAAUUCCAUAUAAGCUUUGGAAGAACUGGCGCUUUUGCAUCAAACAUUUGGAAUUGAUAAAUGUGUUGAAGGUGGGACUCUUGCUGGAUGGACUGAAAAUUGUGGUCUGUAAAGCAUGUACAUUUCACCCAAGGCCUGAAAUUUUUGGUGUAUACUGUGUUUGUGCCCGAUAAGAAUGGAAAUUUGUGGCAACUGGCAAGUAUUUGCUAGCAGCAAGGCCCUGCGUUCGUCAACAAUUGCUUUUAUAUACCAAUUCUUUACCAUUCCAGUUCUUUUUGCA
Beta vulgaris subsp. vulgaris (sugar beet) is the source of this 1758-nucleotide messenger RNA. Its product is annotated as probable sodium/metabolite cotransporter BASS6, chloroplastic. The transcript is spliced from 9 exons. Lineage: Eukaryota; Viridiplantae; Streptophyta; Magnoliopsida; Caryophyllales; Amaranthaceae. Gene Ontology annotation, cellular component: membrane. The coding region runs from base 135 to 1376 and encodes 413 amino acids. The record is from RefSeq and is a predicted model, not a curated record.